Messenger RNA from Cyprinodon variegatus (sheepshead minnow), 3386 nucleotides. RefSeq names its product leucine-rich repeat neuronal protein 1-like. The record is from RefSeq and is a predicted model, not a curated record. Gene Ontology annotation, cellular component: extracellular matrix. The coding region runs from base 533 to 2680 and encodes 715 amino acids. Lineage: Eukaryota; Metazoa; Chordata; Actinopteri; Cyprinodontiformes; Cyprinodontidae. Gene Ontology annotation, molecular function: protein binding. The transcript is spliced from 2 exons.
AAGUCAUGGGCUCCUUCAGCACUACAGCACCACAGGGUGGGACCUCUGUGUCCAUGGCAGCGGUAUAACAACAGAUGGUGAGGUUGAGUGUUUGAGUCCAGCUGACCUGCACAGGGUGGGCGUGCAGGAGGGGGAGCAGCUGCGCGUCUCUGGAAGCUGCUGGAGCAUCACUUUGUUUGCAGCACCGCGGCUGGAGUUGGACUGAUGCUGCUGUAUCCACUUCUACAUUUCUUUUUCCUUUUUUUUUUUAACCAUCACUACUAUUUAGACACCAACACAGAAGCAGCAUAUUUUGCGCAUCCUCUGUGCGCUGAGGAGGCUGACUGUAGCCUGCAGCAUAUUUACACAGGAUACAGCGCUUCAUAGGUUGGGACUGAUCAAGCUUCAUCGACUACGUCCAGCUUAGUAAUCAUCAUUCUGGAACUACAGUUUUUUGGUUGUUGUUUUUAUUUUUUAUCAGCAAAGUACACUGAUGUUUGCAAGGCGUUCCUUUAUACUCCCCUUGUAAACGCAGCCUUGCUACUUAGCAAAUAUGGCAAUGGGCUCUCAGCUUUGCCCUCCUCCAAUUUUACUUUUUGUGGUAUUUCUUCUUGCUUCUCUACCACUGGCAAAUGGCAAAGAAUGUCCUCGUUUGUGUGUGUGUGAGAUCCGACCUUGGUUUACCCCCCAGUCAACAUACAAGGAGGCGAUGACUGUUGACUGCAAUGAUUUGAGACUGACACACAUACCUACUAAUCUCUCAGCAGACACUCAGGUGUUGCUGCUGCAAAGCAAUGCAAUCUCUCGCACCAAUGGAGAGCUGCAGGUUCUGGUAAACUUAACAGAGCUAGAUCUGUCCCAGAACAACUUUACAAUUGUUGAAGCUGUUGGCCUCACAAACAUGAAUCAUCUGACUACACUGCAUCUAGAGGAGAACCAAAUCAGGGAGUUGCCAGACCACUGCCUGGGAAAUCUCUCCAGCCUCCAGGAGCUCUACAUUAAUCACAACCAGAUUAGCUCUAUCUCCCCUCAUGCAUUUUCAGGUCUACGCAGUCUGCUGAGGCUCCACCUCAACUCAAACAGGCUUCAUGUGAUAGACAGCCGCUGGUUUGAGGAAACCCCAAACCUUGAGAUCCUCAUGAUUGGGGAAAACCCAGUUAUUGGUCUACUGGAUAUGAACUUCACACCUCUGGGAAAAUUAAGAAGUCUGGUUCUGGCUGGCAUGGAUCUUACUGAUGUUCCACCAAAUGCAUUUGUUGGUUUAGACAACCUCGAGAGCAUUUCUUUUUAUGAUAACAAACUGGUCCGAAUCCCCCAAUUAGCCCUACAAAAAGUUCCCAAUUUGAAAUUCCUGGACUUAAACAAAAAUCCAGUUAAGAAAAUUCAGGAAGGAGACUUCAGAAACAUGCUUAGCCUUAAGGAGUUGGGCAUCAACAACAUGAUGGAGUUGGUGUCCAUUGAUCGUUAUGCUCUGGACAACCUACCAGAACUGACUAAACUGGAGGCCACCAAUAAUCCAAAACUUUCAUACAUACACAGAUUGGCAUUUAGGGACAUGCCCUCUCUGGAGAGCCUGAUGCUCAACAAUAAUGCUCUGACUGCUCUUUACCAGCACACUGUGGAGGUCCUGCCCAACCUGCGAGAGAUCAGUAUUCACAGUAAUCCACUGCGCUGCAACUGUGUGAUUCAAUGGAUGAGUUCCAACAGAUCCACAGUGCGGUUUAUGGAGCCUCUAGCCAUGCUCUGCACUGCCCCAACAGAGCUCAGAGGCCAACGAGUCAGAGAGUUCAGGCUGCUGGAGUCCACAGAGCAAUGCCUUCCUCUCAUUUCCCACGACACAUUCCCAAGCCACUUGAACCUUGACUUAGGAAUGAGCAUCAGCCUGGACUGUCGGGCAAUGGCUGAACCGGAGCCUGAAAUCUACUGGGUGACCCCACUCGGUGCCAAAAUUACAACAGACACUGUGUCUGAGCGGUACCACCUAAGCAGUGAGGGGACUCUGCGAUUGUCUCAUGUUCAGGUGGAAGACUCUGGGCGGUACACAUGUGUGGCACAGAACCCAGAAGGUGCUGACACCUGGGUCUCCACAAUUCGUGUCAAUGGGACCUUGCUUGACAGCACUCAGGUGAUGAAGAUUUAUGUCAAGCAGACAGAGUCUCAUUCCAUCUUGGUCUCCUGGAAAGUCAACUCGAACGUCCUGUCCUCAAACCUGAAAUGGGCCUCUGCCACCAUGAAAAUUGACAACCCGCAGAUCACAUACACAGCUCGUGUUCCUGUAGAUGUUCAUGAAUACAAUCUCACGCAUCUUCAACCUGCUACAGAAUAUGAAGUAUGCCUCACAGUGUCCAACGUCCACUUGCAGACGCACAAGUCCUGCGUCAAUGUCACAACCCGCGGCGCCACUUUUUCCCUGGACCUGUCAGAUCAGCACCCAAGCGUAGCCGUACUGGCCGUCAUGUCGACUGCAUUAGCCUUUCUCAGCCUGGCCACUGGGGCCAUCUACAUGGCCCGCAGGUGGAAGAGAAAAAACUACCACCACUCGCUGAAAAAAUACAUGCUGAAGACCUCGUCCAUUCCGCUUAAUGAGCUCUACCCUCCGCUCAUUAAUCUCUGGGAGGCUGAUGGUGAGAAGGACAAAGAUGGCAGCACAGAGGGGAAACCUUCCCCAGUCGACACCACACGCAGUUAUUAUAUGUGGUGAGGGUAUUUUUAAUGAGGCCUAACGCCUCACUAGCAGCACAAUAAGACACUCUUUUGCCAUAUUGGUGCAAAAGUAAGACGAGUGUUUUUUUUGUAUUUUUAGCUUUGCUAUUAAGAGGCAGAGUGAUCGAGUGCAGGAUUUAUAUUAGUAUAGCGUAUCGCCUUUGUUUAUGUAACUAUUUUUUCUUAACUCUCCAAAAUGGCAGCUGUAUUUAGCCUUCAUAUAUACUUAGUUGCUUUUCUCUGUUUCUGUAGUGCAUUUUGAACUUACCUUCUUUCUGUGUUAAUCAUUCAAAAGCAGGGAGUUGAACCUUUUGUAGAAAUACUGUAAGUUGUUCUCUUCUUGUUUUGUAAACAAUUAACCCGCUGUGCACUGAUAGAUGAAGGGGUUUGUGAGAGCCUCAAUUUAAAGCAGACUGCAGGGUUUAGACGCAGUAAACUGUCUAAUGGAUGUUUGCGGUUGUGCAGUAAUGUUGUAUCAACUAUAAAUUUAAACUUUUUGAUCCAUGAUGUAAGGAAUUAGGGAAUUUAGUUUGGUUAAAAUGUAAUGUUAAAGUUAUAGAACAAAGAAUGUUUCUUUUGAAAUUUUCUCAAUGGGUGCACUAGAGAAUGUUUUGACAUUACUCCAAUGUUUUGACCAGAUUUUGUUUUGUUUACUAAUUGCGUAGUUUAUCAUCCACACAUGUAAUAUGUAUACUUAAGUAAUG